This is a messenger RNA of Trichosurus vulpecula (common brushtail), 633 nucleotides long. Its product is annotated as protein ATP6V1FNB. The record is from RefSeq and is a predicted model, not a curated record. Lineage: Eukaryota; Metazoa; Chordata; Mammalia; Diprotodontia; Phalangeridae. The transcript is spliced from 2 exons. Bases 1 to 633 code for a protein of 210 amino acids.
AUGAGGGACCUGCUGUCCACCAGGAAUCAGGCCUGCUGGACAGAACUCAUUGAGAAGGAGGCGUACAGUCGGGCGCACUGGAGGCUUAAGUUUGCCCACAAGUACCCACGAGUUCCCGGCCCCAGGAAGAAGCUCCAGGUCCCCUUUCUCUCCCCAGCUCCAGACCCAUGCCCACUGCCUCCCAUCAGUCCCUCGAGGAUGGAGUGCUCAGAGAAGAGGACCUCCCCAGAAGGAGCUGGUGUCCAGUCUCUCCAGGAAGGGGAUAAGAAGGGGCAGAUGGAGGAUGCCAUGGCUGAGCCCCUCCUGCCCGAGAUGAGACCUGCCACCCCUAAGACCGGGCAGCUGCUGUAUCAGGGCAUCUCCCAAGAGGGCAAAGGGAGACUCCUCUACCUGCAGGCGCGGUGGCAGCAGAAGCCAGAGGACAAGUUUCGGUAUCCGGUCUUGUCGUCCUGGGACUACGGCUGGGGCAUAGGUGAUGGGAUCUCCCUUUAUCCAAAGUGCUUUGAGAUCUGUUGGGAUUCCAUGAAGGAAGCCAAGGCUCCAGUCCAUGCCAGAUCCCGGCUCAUCAGGGAUACUUUUUACUUCCGCAAUGGGGUCUUUCACCAGCCCUCCCGGUCUGACCAGCGGCUCUGA